Eurypyga helias (sunbittern) is the source of this 632-nucleotide messenger RNA. Its product is annotated as adrenodoxin-like. Gene Ontology annotation, molecular function: 2 iron, 2 sulfur cluster binding. The annotation marks the transcript as partial. Lineage: Eukaryota; Metazoa; Chordata; Aves; Eurypygiformes; Eurypygidae. The record is from RefSeq and is a predicted model, not a curated record. Gene Ontology annotation, biological process: positive regulation of oxidoreductase activity; P450-containing electron transport chain. The transcript has 4 exons. Gene Ontology annotation, cellular component: mitochondrion.
GCUGUGGCUCUUUCUUCCUACGCCAGAAAUGCCAGCAGCAAGGCCGCAGGGCAGCGCUGACGCUGCUAGUGUUUGGGAACGUGUCCGAGCUGCGGGGGACAGAGGGGCAGUGCCGCAUCGAGAGGUUCCGGGCAAAAUACCCGCUGCCUCCAGGGUGCUGCCCUGUUUCAGCAGAGGAGUGCUCAGCCAGGAGACCUCAGCAGUGGGCAUGCAGGAAAGGGCGGGCUCCUCUGAUUUUUGCAAACUUGUCUUACAGCUCUGCAGACCAGGUGACUGUGCAUUUUAUAAAUCAGGAUGGAGAGCGACUUACGGCCAAGGCCAAAGAAGGGGAGAGUUUGAUGGAGGUGGUAGUCAAUCAAAAUUUGGCCAUUGAUGGAUUUGGUGCAUGUGAAGGGACAUUAGCCUGCUCCACUUGUCACCUCAUCUUUGAGAAGGACACCUACCAAAAGCUGGAUGCCAUCUCAGAGGAAGAGCUGGACAUGCUGGACUUGGCGUACGGACUCACAGAGACAUCUCGCCUUGGCUGCCAGGUGUGUGUUAAGAAGUCGAUGGAUGGUCUGACGGUGCGGGUCCCCAUGGAUAUGACAGAUGUGAGGAAGCAACUGGAGGUUGGAAAGAAAAGCAAAAAGUAA